Molecule: messenger RNA, 1170 nt
Organism: Fusarium verticillioides 7600
Lineage: Eukaryota; Fungi; Ascomycota; Sordariomycetes; Hypocreales; Nectriaceae
Exons: 7
Coding region: 1-1170 (389 amino acids)
Source: RefSeq, a predicted model, not a curated record
AUGUCUGACGCCGCACCUCCUUACGACUCUUCUGGCUCGCCUCCAGCCUAUGAGGAGAUCGAAAAGAAACUCAAUGAAUUGAUCGGCCCUAAUCCAACCGUUGAGAAAGUCCUUAAAGCAGCUAAAAGUGUCUCGCCUAAGGAAGCAGAGAUCCUUGUCCAAAACUCCAAGGCCAAGUUCCCGCUCAAGACUGAGAGGCAAAAGGAAGAUUUUGCACUCGGCAUUGCUAGCGCCACGUCUUCCGAUGAUUUCAAGCCGCAGAUCACCUCCGCUUCAUCGUCUGCCUCGAGGGCAGCAAACGAAGUUGCUCGUAUCUUCCAAAAGCUACAUCUGAAGAUCUUGGAGGUGGAUAGAGUGCAUGAGUCUGGAUUUGCUAAAGUCCUUCUUAAGCACAAAGACGUGGGUUUCGAUGACAUUGUCAUAAAGUUUUGUGCCGAUAAAAGCAUAUCCAUCCCAGAUCGCGAAAACAAGAUUCAGGAAUUUAUAGACACUGCCGAAGGGUUCAAGAAGGACUCUUCUCUACUCGACAGCCGAUUCCAAGAUCUUAUCACGGAUUUCUCGACGUUCGUGGAUGGAUUCUCCGAAUGGGCGAAGGAUAAGGAGAAAGAGUUGAGCGAUAAGAUUAAAAAGGUUGAGGAGGAGAUCAAGGCCUUGAAGAAGAAACUUGUCGACCUCAAGAUUGCCCGAGAUGUGUUUGCCCUUAUCGGGGCCAGCAUUUUGCCUAUACUUGCUAUCCUUUUAGAGGUUUUUAAACCAGCUGCGAUUCCCAUUCUGAUUGCAGGUCUCAUUGCUGCUGGUGUUACCAUGGCUAUUAUUAUUGGUCUCUUGGUUGCUAUACAAUUGAUUGAGCACGAGCUUGAAAUGAAAGAAGACGAGAAAAAAAAGCUGGAAGAUCAGAAAGAACUGAUCAGAGCGACAAGAACCGAGCUGGUGACUCUCGGUAGUGAGUCUCUGUUAUCCUUCAAACUUUCUGUUAGUGUCCUCUCUGGAUACUGGCAACGUUCAGUAUUGGAUGCUACUGAAAUCAAAUCUUGGCUUCAAAAAGGAGCCCGGGACGCCGAGGAACCGAAGUAUAUGAAGGACAACUUGAACAACGCAGUGACUGUCUACAGUGUUAUGGCGCAGUACAUGGAAGAGUAUGCCAGAGGGGUCGAAUCUCAGGGGAACUAG